UUUAACGCCAUAUUGUGCUACAGAGUAAGUGGAGUUGUAGUGGUGGUGAGUUAUUUAUUUAUUACACUGGAAGAAUAAAAGCUCCUUUUAGUGAAAUCUCCUGCCAAAACAUUUUUCUUUCAAUAAAUAGUAAUGUUUUAAAACUAUUUGCCAGAAACCAACAAGCUGCUGUAGUUGUGUUGAGGAAUUACAGUUGAAAUGUCUAACAUCGCUCUGGAUAAAGAUGCCUUCUUCAGGCGGAUGAAACGUUUAUAUUCUGGCUGGAACGAUGCAGGAAAUGGAGCGGAAGGCCUGGGGAAAGCUGAUGCCCUCGUCUCAGGGGUGGGAGUAGAUGAGGAUGUGGUCUACAGCAAGUCUAUUGCUCUUCAGACUUGGCUACUGGGCUAUGAGCUGACCGAUACCAUCAUGGUUUUGACCAAGGACGCCAUCCACUUUUUGGCGUCCAAAAAGAAGAUAGAGUUCCUGCGCCAGGUGGAGGCCAGCAAGGAUGAGAACAGUGUACCUCCUGUCAAGCUGCAUACUAGAGAUAAGGGCGGAGAUGACAAAGCAGCAUUCCAGAAACUGGUAGAUGCCAUAAAAGGCAGCAAGUACGGAAAGAAUGUCGGUGUUUUUGCCAAGGAUGCCUACCCCGGACCUUUCAUGACUGCGUGGAAAGCAGUCCUUGAGAAAGAGAAUUUUACACAGGUGGACAUGAGUGUGGGGGUGGCUGCUAUCAUGAGUCCUAAGGAAGAUUCUGAACUCACAAUCAUGAAGAAAGCCUGUCAAGUGUCCGUCGAUAUUUUCAACAAAUAUCUCAAGGACCAGGUUAUGGACAUUAUUGAUGCUGAAAAGAAAGUAAAGCACGCAAAGUUGGCAGAAGGCGUGGAGACUGCCCUGACGGACAAGAAGUAUGUGGGUAAUGUGGACACCUCGAACCUGGACAUGUGUUACCCUGCUAUCAUCCAGAGUGGGGGUAAUUACAACCUCAAGUUCAGUGUUGUCAGUGACAAGAACAAUCUGCACUUCGGAGCAAUAGUUUGCUCGCUGGGAGCCCGCUACAAGUCGUACUGCUCUAACAUUGUCCGCACUCUCCUGGUAGACCCCACAGAUGCCAUCCAGGCAAACUACAAUUUCCUGGUUGAUUUGGAGGAGGAGCUGAUAAAAACUCUGCAGGCCGGCAAGAAGCUCUGUGACGUUUACGAACAUGGCGUCAGCUACACGAAGAAAGAGAAGCCAACUCUGGUGGACAACCUCGUCAAGAAUUUUGGUUUUGUAAUGGGAAUUGAGUUCCGAGAGAGUUCACUGACUAUUGGGCCCAAGACUCUUGCGGUGGCACGAAAAGGACAAGUUUAUAACCUCAAUGUUGGACUGUCAAACUUGGUCAACAAGGAGGCAUCUGAUAAGGAGGGCAAGGUCUACGCCCUUUUCAUCGGUGACACAGUCCUCGUCAACGAAGGCCAGCCCGCAACGCUGAUGACUCAAAGCAAGAAGAAGCUGAAGAAUGUUGCCAUGUUCGUGAAGCAGGAUAACGACGAGGAAGAGGAUGAGAAGGAGAACGAACCGAAGCCCGAGCCCUUGACAGGACGGGGUCGCCGGACGGCUGUGCUGGAGUCCAAACUUAGGACGGAUUCAUCGUCAGAAGAGAAGCGGAAGCAGCACCAGAAGGAGUUGGCUGCGCAGCUGAACGAGAUUGCGCGACAGAGGUUGGCUGCUCAGUCCGGCGGUGGGAAGGAGGCGAAGGUGCGCCGCUCUAAUGUCAGCUACAAGAGUCGCAAUCAGAUGCCCAACGAACCCGAAGUCAAGCAGCUAAAGAUAUUUGUUGACAAAAAGUACGAGACCGUUAUACUACCUGUGUUCGGGAUUCCGGUUCCAUUCCACAUCUCUACAAUCAAGAACAUCUCCCAGAGUGUAGAGGGAGACUACACCUAUCUGCGUAUCAACUUCUUCCACCCCGGAGCCACCAUGGCGAGGAACGAGGGCUCUGUCUUCGCCACCCCUGACGCUACCUUCGUUAAGGAAGUCACAUAUCGCAGUUCCAACACCAAGGAACCCGGCGAGGUGACUGCUCCCUCCUCCAAUCUCAACAUGGCAUUCCGGUUGAUCAAAGAGGUCCAGAAGAAGUUCAAGUCGAGGGAGGCCGAGGAGAAGGAGAAAGAGGAUCUCGUGCAGCAGGAUACCCUCAUCAUGUCCAACAACAAGAGCAAUCCCAAGCUGAAGGACCUCUACUUGCGCCGCCCGAACAUCGUCGCCAAGCGGAUGACAGGUACACUGGAGGCUCACAGCAACGGGUUCCGUUACACCUCAGUGCGCGGGGACAAGGUGGACAUACUGUACAACAACAUCAAGAACGCCUUCUUCCAGCCGUGCGACUCCGAGAUGAUCAUCCUUCUCCAUUUCCAUCUCAAGCACGCGAUAAUGUUCGGCAAGAAGAAGCAUGUAGAUGUGCAGUUCUACACAGAGGUGGGAGAGAUCACAACGGACUUGGGGAAGCACCAGCACAUGCACGACCGAGACGAUCUGGCCGCGGAGCAGAGCGAACGUGAGCUGCGAAACAAGCUCAAGCAGGCCUUCAAGAGCUUCACAGAGAAGGUGGAAACGAUGACCAAGCAAGAGAUCGAGUUCGACACGCCCUUCAGAGACCUCGGGUUCCAAGGUGCGCCCUUCCGCAGUACAGUGCUGCUCCAGCCCACCAGUGGCUGCCUCGUCAACCUGACGGAGUGGCCCCCUUUUGUUAUCACACUGGAAGACAUUGAGUUGGUCCACUUUGAGCGAGUCCAGUUUCACCUCAAGAACUUCGACAUGAUUUUUGUAUUCAAGGACUACCACAGGAAAGUGGCCAUGGUCAACGCCAUUCCCAUGAACAUGCUGGAUCACGUCAAGGAAUGGCUCAACUCCUGUGACAUCCGCUACUCAGAGGGUAUUCAGUCACUGAACUGGACAAAGAUUAUGAAGACCAUCACAGACGACCCCGAAGGCUUCUUCGAGAGUGGUGGCUGGACCUUCCUUGACCCUGAGAGUGAUGAUGAGGAGAAUCAGGAGGAUGAGGAGGAGGAGGAAGAUGAGGCAUACGAGCCAACCGAUAUUGAAUCUGAAGAAGAAUCGGAUGAUGAUUCGGAAUACUCUGAAGCUUCAGAAGACAGCGGGGACACAGAAGACGUGGGCAGUUCGGACGAGUCCGGCAAGGAUUGGUCGGAUCUGGAGAGGGAAGCAGAGGAAGAGGACAGAGAGAGACAGGACAACUUCCAAGAUGAGUACACAAGCAGCAAGGGUAAAAAGAGAGGACACGGCAAGGACCAUUCUCCCGACAAGAAACACAAGUCAGACAGGCACCAUUCCUCAUCUUCAUCGUCUAAACACAAAAGUAGUUCCUCCGGCCACAAAGAUUCACACAAAAGCAAAUCUUCACACCACAGCAGUUCAUCGAGCAAGGACAGGCAUCACGACAGGCACAAGUCCUCGUCCUCGUCGAAGAGCCCGAGUAAACACAGUUCUUCGGGAGAUAAACACAAGAGCUCCAGCUCUCACAGCAAGAGUUCCGGCUCUCACAACAAGAGCUCCAGCUCUCACAGCAAGAGCUCUAGCUCACACAAGAGCUCAAGUUCACACAAGACGCCUGACAAGCACAAAAGCUCCAGUUCCAGUGAUAAGAAACGUUCCAGGGAGGACUCAAGUCCUGACAAGAGCCACAAGAAGUCCAAUAAGUAAGUACACGCCACGAAGAACAUUCUCCCAGUGUUGUGAUGAAAUUGAACAAUGUUUCUCGAGAAGGCACUGCUUAUGUACAUUUCACUACUGAAGCCUGACUAGGACCCUAAGUUAUUUUGUAUUCUCUAGCAUAUUCAUUUCCAAUCUCUCAGAGCGAUCGUUACAACUCCGGUGCAGUGAAAGUAUAGUGUACAAGAAUUUGUGAAAUUCCAGUGUAUAAGUGUACAGUGUUGUGUUUUUGUUUACCCUCGGACGAUAAACUAUCUGUUUCUUUGUUGUGGUUACAUAGAGAACGUAAAUCACGUCUGAGAGCGACUUUUAUUGUUUGUUCUCGACAGAAAUGUCUGGAACAGUUCAUCUGUUCUGCUACAAGUAUUGGCUAUAUUGUUGUGGGUUCUCAAAUAAAACUCAACUUCUACCCGUGUUUAGACCUCUUUAGUGUUUUAAUGUUGAAACAUUCCUCUGCUAAUUGUCUACAGUACUCUGCCACCUGUACUGGAGGAAGUACAUGAUCUACUAAAGUAUAGUCUAAUUGUUUUAAAGAGUUUACAAUGAACGAUGUAUAUACACUGUACUGUGUUGGCAAUGGUGCAAUGUACGGCCAAACAUUUGUAAAUUUAAUUACUGUAUUAAAAUUGAAAAAAUUAUUUAUAAUUGCACAAUUUGUUUUAAAUUUUGAAAUUGCACAUUUCUAACCUACUCAGCUCUACGAUAAAUGAUAAUGUUUUGAAAGUGACCUUAAUUCCACUGUAAAAAUACAAGAAAGACCUUUUAUAUCUCUGAAAGUGUUAUACAUAUGCAUAGUGUUAGCAGUCUUGAUGGGUUCAACACUGAAGUUUUUAUUUUAUAAACAAUAGUUUCAACUUUUAGUUAGUUAUUAAUUUAAUAGCAAAUAAACUGAGAGCGAUAUUAAUUAUACUGAUUUACUAUAAAAAAAUAUUGUAUACUAUUUUUAACAGUAGCCAGGGUAGAACUACUAUAUACUGUAUAUACACAAUGAGUUUUAUAAAGUAUCCUAUAGCAAUUUCUAAUACUAAAGUAUACAUGGAUACUGUUAAUAGGUCACUGAUGUAUCCUGAAAAUAAAAACGCCAUUUUAAAACUGAUCCAGACUUGAAUUUGCUUGAGGCUCAGUUGGCAACAGUUGGAUUUACCAGAUCUUGUUCACUGUACACCUUGUGCAUGUAACCAUUUAUGUGUACAUUAUGCUCUCAGUUCACUAACUGUAAGGAUACCUCUGUCUGUUAUAAGUUAACCGAUGAUUAGUUGUAUCGUAAUACACAGUUUUUUUUACAGA
Homalodisca vitripennis (glassy-winged sharpshooter) is the source of this 4980-nucleotide messenger RNA. RefSeq names its product FACT complex subunit spt16-like. Gene Ontology annotation, biological process: positive regulation of transcription elongation by RNA polymerase II; transcription elongation by RNA polymerase II. Gene Ontology annotation, molecular function: nucleosome binding. The record is from RefSeq and is a predicted model, not a curated record. Gene Ontology annotation, cellular component: FACT complex. Lineage: Eukaryota; Metazoa; Arthropoda; Insecta; Hemiptera; Cicadellidae.